Molecule: messenger RNA, 1104 nt
Organism: Ixodes scapularis (black-legged tick)
Lineage: Eukaryota; Metazoa; Arthropoda; Arachnida; Ixodida; Ixodidae
Product: bestrophin-3-like
Exons: 3
Coding region: 1-1104 (367 amino acids)
Molecular function (GO): chloride channel activity
Source: RefSeq, a predicted model, not a curated record
AUGACGAUCGCGUACCAGGCGGACGUGUCCACGAGUACGCUCCUGGGCUUCUGGAAGCUGGUAAUCCGAUGGCGCGGUUCCGUCUACAAGCUCAUCUACAAAGAGCUGCUGGUCUACGGCGCGGCCUUCACGGCUAUCGCGGUAUGGUACCGGAUGAUCAUGGACAAAUCGCAGCGUAGACUCUUCGAACAGCUGGCGCUGUACAGCGACCGCGCCCUGGAGCACAUCCCGCUGUCGUUCGUGUUAGGGUUCUACGUGACGUUUAUUGCCGGUCGCUGGUGGGACCAGUUCACCAGCAUUCCGUGGCCGGACAAGUUGGCCUACGUUGUGCUGGCCUACGUGGCCGGAGGCGACGACCACGGUAGACUCUUGCGUCGCACCAUGAUGCGCUACGCCAAUCUGGGGCUGGUGCUCGUUCUGCAAGCAGUCAGCGGUGCCGUCAAGAAGCGCUUCCCGAGUACCCAGCAUUUGGUGGAGGCCGGCUUCAUGACAACGGACGAGCGGGUGCUGUACGAGGCCAUGCCCAACAAGGCGAACCGGCACUGGUUACCCUGCGUGUGGUUCGUCAACCUGGUGAACAUGGCCGUACAGCAGGGCAGGCUGCCGCCCGGCCCUCCAGUGAAGCAUGUGCUCGAGGAGUUGAACAGCUUCCGCGACAAGUGCAGCCUGCUCUGGUGUUACGACUGGGUCACCGUUCCGCUGGUUUACACACAGGUGGUUACCCUAACGACGCACCUGUUCUUCGUGACGUGCCUGGUGGCGCGGCAGAGCCUGGACCCGGCCAUGCGGUAUCCGGGACACGAGUUGGACGUCUUCUUCCCCUUCUUCACCUUCCUCCAAUUCAUCUUUUUCAUGGGCUGGCUCAAGGUCGCCGAGCAGCUGAUCAACCCGUUCGGCGAGGACGACGACGACUUCGAGACCAACUGGCUCAUCGACCGUCACACGCAGGUCUCGUACCUGACCGUCGACGAUAUGUACGGAAAGCUGCCGCGCAUUGAGCGGGACCUGCACUGGGACAGCCAGGAGCCGAACCUUCCGUACACACCCGCCGCCAUCGUGCACAAGAUCCCCACCUACCGGGGAUCCACCGUCAACAUAGCCUGA